GGCCAUAUUCAGAUUCCAAGAUUUGACUUCAACAAAAUAAAUACCUACCUACAUACUCGUAAUAACAAGGCAAGUUAAAUAAUACCUUGUAAGAAUCAAAGUCUAAAAAGUGUACGAAUGGAGCCCAUCUUCCCCUAAGCUGACAGGACAGAAUGGCAACAAAAACGAACCGGCCACUUGCAUGCCGGGCCUAUACGAUAUACGAUAUAAAAGCCAUAAGAACAAAAGGGCGUAUCUUCUCUGCAUUUACGACGCCCUUUUAUGAACUAGAAAAGUUUUUUUUGUAAAAAAACCUGAUUCAUGUUAUUUUUCGACUUCCGCAGCGAUUGUUAAGAAAAUGAUUCACUUCAUCUAUAAACUUUUAUUGAAAGAUUUGAAACCUUGACCUUAUUUUUAAAGACCUAUCAAUUUAUGUAGAUACUUAUCACACGUCGAUAUUUACUAAAAAUAUAUUUAGGUACAUAGGUACUUUAACUUCUAAAUUAUGUUCGAAAUUCCAUUCUACUUUUUGAGAUAAAUAGCUGUGAUGUAUGGACAAACAGACGGACGGACGGACAAGACGUUGAUGAAACUAUAGUUUCCUUUUUUGCCAUUUUGGCUACGGAAUUCUAAAAAUUUGAUUCACCCAAGUAUCGUCAUAUCAAAUUAGUUUACGUCAAAUCGAUAACAUUUAAACUUUAAAUAAGUAUCGCCAACGACUGGCAAACAGCACGUAGGUACAUACAUACGGUAUGUAACAUACCUCUAGUACGUGACAACGCUUUACGAAGACGAAAUUAGCCGAGUCUCUUUCCAAAGACCGAUAGUGUCAAUGUGCAAUAUUUAUCGCCGGUUACUGUACGAUUAACCUGAUAUGUAAAAUGUACCUAAAUUUAUUAAUUCCGUAUCUGACUACAUUUUUGUGCAAGACUACUCAAAGCGCUCUAGUCAUUAAGUGCCGGAAUCAUAUUGACCCAUUUUAUGCACUUUAAUGAUUUAAAUAUACUUUUUUCAAAUUAAGACUACCGGAAAUUGGAAUCACGAUGGACUUAUUAAACCAAGAGGAAAUAAACACUAUAAUUAAACAAUAUGGAAGCUUUAAAGUGCUUGAUUUUUCGAUAUCGAAGUAUUCAGAUGUGUUUAUCGGUUCUUUGGGAGAUCAUUUUAAGCUUAUAGUCACAGUGGAUGACAGUGUUCAGUCUAAAUACAAGUUCUUUGUGAAGUGUAUGCCAAAAAACCAAUGGGUAGCAGAGUAUUUGACGAAAUCAAACUAUUUCCGUCGAGAAUACACAAUGUUACGUGAGCUUUUCGUAGAGUUUGACCGUAAUGGAGGAAGCAAGUGGCGUCCGAGGUCAGUCUUUGUAAAAGAAAAUGUAUUUGUAUUCGAAGACGCGAGAGAAUUGGGAUAUCAAAUGGCUGGAGAAAGUCAAGGAGGCAUUCUGAGUUACAAAGAAAUGCAGGCUGCAGUUAUAGCUCUAGCUCGAUUUCACGCUCGGUCUCUCAUUUACGAGGAAAAAAAGUCUCAAGAACUGCAUAGACCAUACAGAAUUUGGGAAGAUUUUAGCGAACUCCUACAACAAUCACCGGACCACGACUGGCGUAACACAGGAAGAAAUGCUGUCAUCGAAUUUCUCAAAGUUUAUUCGAAACGCAAAAACGAACCAGACUUUUCGAAGAAUGUCACGGAAUUAUUAAUCUCUUUAUUUGACGAUGCAUUGAACUUAAUGAAACCUAGUGCAAAAUACCGGAAUACUGUGAUCCAUCGCGAUCUCUGGUGUAAUAAUAUACUGAUUAAAUCCGAUAAUGAAAAUGAUCACGCACUGAUAGUCGACUUCCAGACAGUUUUGUACGGUGCUCCAACAUUGGACUUGUCUUCACUUAUAUACUUUAACACUACCAAACACUUCAGAGAUAUAUAUCUUCAUGAAAUGCUUGAGAUUUAUUACGAGGAGCUGUCUAAUGAAGUUAAACGUGAACUUAACAUUAUUUUUUCAACGAUUUUGAGUAAAGAUACGUUUAUGGAGUCGUAUGAAGAGUGUGUUCUUUUCGGAAUGACCCAAGCGGCGAUAUUAGUGCCUAUAACAGCGAUGAAAGUGGAAAAGAAAGAGGAAUUAUAUUCUACUCCAGAAUCUGGGCAUAGAAUAAACAACGUGUCGCGCAGUAAGGAAAUAAUUGACGUGGCUAACGAAGACGCGACAUACUGCUCCAGAAUAACAGAGUUAUUUGAAGACAUUGUUGAUAGAUACUAUAAUGUGAAAAGAGAAGUUAAUUAAAUAGUCAUUUCGUUCCUAGAGGACACUGCUGACGAGGUUCAAUCUUGCAAUCAUAAUUCGGCGAUAGAAAAAAAAGUUUAUUCUGGUUUCAUGUCUUACAACUAUUUACAAUAUUCUUCUGCCAAACCACAUAAUGGUUUGUUGGCAGACGAGUCUCCUAUAAUAAUUGUGUAAUAAGGAAGGUGUAAUUUAUACGUAAAUUGAACUUAUAUUAUUAUCUAUUAAAAGUUUUGUGUAAAGUGUA
This is a messenger RNA of Cydia pomonella (codling moth), 2496 nucleotides long. RefSeq lists its product as uncharacterized. The transcript is spliced from 2 exons. Lineage: Eukaryota; Metazoa; Arthropoda; Insecta; Lepidoptera; Tortricidae. The coding region runs from base 1023 to 2252 and encodes 409 amino acids. The record is from RefSeq and is a predicted model, not a curated record.